AUGCAUUUGUCCACACAAGUUAUGAGCUUGGCAGAGACUGUGGUUGUGCAGGUAGCACAGCGUAUGACUAAUGAGGUAGAAAUAGCAAGUCUUGAGAAGGGCAGCACCAUCAGGGUUUCCAGCUCCUUAAGAAAAUUGAAACCAAUCCUGAGAAAUGGGCUAUUGUGCGUUGGAGGGAGGUUACCACUGGCAAAUAUCGCCCUGAGCGAAAGGAAUCCAAUUAUUCUGCCAUAUAAGGGCCACUUGACUGACAUGUUUAUCCAGUAUUAUCAUGAGCAUUCCAACCAUAUGGGCAUAAUGUAUGUUCUGGGUCUAAUGAGGGAGAAAUUUUGGGUGGUUAAGGGCAAUGCAGCGAUGAUGCGCGUGCUAGGGAAAUGCAUCAAGUGUCGCAGGGUACAUGGAAAGGUAAUUGAACAGCAAAUGGCCAAUCUACCACCUGAUCGCGUGGAGUCAGGGAAACCACCUUUCUAUCGCAACGGGGUGGACCUUUUUGGGCCAUUCUUCGUGAAAAGGGGCAGAGCACAGAUAAAGCACUGGGGAGUUAUAUUCACCUGCUUGAACAUGAGGGCCAUACACUUGGAAGUAGCGUCAAAUCUCACAUCAGACUCAUUCAUUAGUGCCUUGAGAAGGAUUUUGGCUCGUCGUGGACAGGUGGGGAUGAUUAGAUGCGACUGCGGCACUAAUUUUGUGGGAUCACGGAAGGUUCUCGACUCCAAUUAUGAGUUCUUGGGAGAAAACAAGGUGCGAAAUGAGUUGCUCCAGUGUGGGGUGGAAUUUGUUUUCAAUCCCCCAGGCACCUCACAUUUUGGAGGAGCAUGGGAACGAUUGAUAGGUACUGUGGGGAGGGUCCUAGAUGUAGUCUUGGGGACUCAGCAAUUGGAUUAUGAGGGAUUGUGUACUCUUUUUUGUGAGGUGGAAGCAACAGUUAAUAGUAGGCCCCUUACCAUUGUCACCUCAGACAGUAGGGACCCAGCUCCACUCACACCAAACAAGCUUUAA
Molecule: messenger RNA, 999 nt
Organism: Macrobrachium nipponense
Lineage: Eukaryota; Metazoa; Arthropoda; Malacostraca; Decapoda; Palaemonidae
Exons: 1
Coding region: 1-999 (332 amino acids)
Biological process (GO): DNA integration
Molecular function (GO): nucleic acid binding
Source: RefSeq, a predicted model, not a curated record